This is a messenger RNA of Kalmanozyma brasiliensis GHG001, 1194 nucleotides long. Its product is annotated as hem peroxidase, plant/fungal/bacterial. Bases 1 to 1194 code for a protein of 397 amino acids. The record is from RefSeq and is a predicted model, not a curated record. NCBI's taxonomy places the organism in Eukaryota, Fungi, Basidiomycota, Ustilaginomycetes, Ustilaginales. Gene Ontology annotation, biological process: hydrogen peroxide catabolic process; cellular response to oxidative stress; response to reactive oxygen species. The transcript has a single exon. Gene Ontology annotation, molecular function: heme binding; peroxidase activity.
AUGGCCUCUCUUCGCACUGGUCUUCGUGUCGCGCAGCCUUUGCGAGCAUCGGCUCGCAACUUUGCUCGUCCCUCGAUCCGAUCCAGCGUGCGCCACUACAGCAGCCCUGCUCCUGGCUCGCCCCCUCCUCCUCAGCCUUCGUCGAGCUCGUCCACCAGCAAGGUGCUUCUCACCUCGGUCGCCAUCGCCGCUGCCGCCGGUGGUGCAUUCCUCGCCCUCGGUCGCGAUGACAAGAAGUCGACGCUCGGCGUAGGUGCCGACGGUGCCAACAAGCUCCAGGGCUCCAAGGGCUCCGUUCCCCCCACCACUAGCGCCCACUCCAAGGAGGAUUACCAGGCGGUCUACAACGCUAUCGCCGAGCAGCUCGAGUCGAACCCCGAGUACGACGAUGGCUCGUACGGCCCUGUCCUCGUUCGUCUCGCAUGGCACGCUUCAGGCACCUACGACAAGCACAGCAACACUGGUGGUUCCAACGGUGCCACGAUGCGAUUCGCUCCCGAGUCGGAGCACGGUGCUAACGCUGGUCUCGGCGCCGCCCGUGACUUUAUGGAGAAGAUCCACAAGAAGUUCCCUUGGAUCACCUACUCGGAUCUCUGGACGCUCGGUGGUGUCGCUGCCGUUCAGGAGCUUGGCGGUCCCAAGAUCCCCUGGCGCCCUGGCCGUCUGGACGCCACUGCCGACAAGUGCACUCCCGAUGGCCGACUUCCCGACGGUGACAAGGGCCAGGACCACCUGCGUUACAUCUUCAACAAGAUGGGCUUCAACGACCAGGAGAUUGUCGCUCUUUCGGGUGCUCACGCUCUUGGCCGAUGCCACACGGACCGAUCCGGAUUUGAGGGCCCUUGGACUCACGCUCCCACCUCGUUCACCAACGAGUACUUCAACCUGUUGAUGAACGAGAAGUGGAACCUGCGCAAGUGGAACGGACCUCCUCAGUUUGAGGACAAGUCGACCAAGGCGCUGAUGAUGCUCAUGACCGACAUGGCUUUGGUACAGGACCCUUCGUUCAAGAAGCACGUUCAGCGAUACGCCAAGAGCGAGGACGAGUUCUUCAACGACUUCCGAAGUGCCUACGCCAAGCUGCUCGAGCUCGGUGUUCCCGCCGAGAACUUUAAGAAGUUUGAGACCAAGCUGGACGGCGGCAGGCCGUUCGAGUUUGCCACCUCUGCUGAGCAGGAGAACGCCAAGCAGUAG